Molecule: messenger RNA, 2202 nt
Organism: Prunus avium (sweet cherry)
Lineage: Eukaryota; Viridiplantae; Streptophyta; Magnoliopsida; Rosales; Rosaceae
Gene: PDE135
Product: Xanthine/uracil permease family protein
Biological process (GO): transmembrane transport
Cellular component (GO): membrane
Molecular function (GO): transmembrane transporter activity
Source: RefSeq, a predicted model, not a curated record
UCUGUUCUGCCCAUCCCCUAAAACAAUUAAUGGUUAUGCUCCUCAGUACACGACAAUCAUAACGUAAUCUAAUCUCUUCCUAUGAGUUCACAUCGCGCGCGCUCUCUCUCUCUUUCUCUCUCUCUCUUCCUAUGAGUUCUGAUCUUCGUUCUGGGCUCUUUGUACUUUCUUAAGAAUUUAAUUCAAAAGGAGCUUUCUAUUUCUUUUUUCUUUUUCUUGCUUGGAAGAUACCAAUACAAACACUUUCUCUUUCAUUAAAGCAGAAAAAAGAAAAGACCCUCUUCCAAUCUCAUUUCCUUUUGUUUUUUCCGUUUCUUUAUUUGAUCGUGUCGGUGAUUUACAGCAAGUACUAGUUGUUAAACCAAGAAGAAGAAGAAGAAGCUGACGCUUCAGAAAUUCAAAAGAAAGAAGAAAGGAAGUGAAAGAGUGAACAAAAGCAAAUCAAAAGAUGGGGGAAACAGGCCACCACCAACACCAGCAGCCUCCGCCAGUACUGGUGGCUCCGCCGCCAUCUCAGAUGCCUCUUGGGGCGGCAAGGGGUCCCACUUGGGCUCCAACUGAGCAACUCCAUCAGCUUCAGUUUUGCAUCCACUCCAACCCCUCUUGGCCGGAAACAUUCCUACUGGCUUUUCAGCACUAUAUCGUUAUGCUUGGAUCCAUAGUUAUAAUUGCAAGUACUUUUGUGCCUCGUAUGGGUGGGGAUCAUGGUGAUAAAGCCCGCGUGAUUCAGACGAUGCUGUUUAUGGCAGCAAUAAACACAUUGCUUCAAACAAUCCUCGGGACAAGGCUUCCAACAGUGAUGACUGCUUCAUUUUCUUUUACCCUGCCACUGUUGUCAAUCAUCAAUGAUUAUUCUGAUCGGACUUUCAGAAGUGAACAUGAGAGGUUUGAGGUCACAAUGAGAACGAUUCAAGGGUCACUUAUUGUUUCUUCCUUCGUCAACAUCUUCAUUGGAUUUAGUAAGGCAUGGGGGAACUUUACAAGAUUCUUUAGUCCCAUUGUUAUCGUGCCAGUGGUUUGUGUGGUUGGUCUUGGUCUUUUCGCAAGGGGCUUUCCACUUCUUGGUAACUGUGUGGAGAUUGGCCUGCCUAUGCUGAUUCUGCUGGUCAUUUGCCAACAGUAUCUGAAGCGUGUUUUUCCCAGAGCCCAUUACAUACUUGAGAGGUUUGCUUUGCUUCUCUGCGUUGGGCUUAUCUGGGGAUUUGCUGCUAUCCUCACUGAGGCUGGUGCUUAUAACAAUGCUAAAGAGCAGACUAAACAAAGUUGCCGUACAGAUCGCACUUUCCUUAUAUCGUCUGCUCCUUGGGUUAGAAUCCCAUACCCAUUUCAAUGGGGUAAACCCAUAUUCAGAGCGAGCCAUGUCUUUGGCAUGAUGGGAGCAGCACUUGUUACAUCCGCAGAAUCAACUGGAACAUAUUUUGCAGCAGCACGGCUUGCAGGUGCUACGCCCCCUCCAGCAAGUGUAAUAAGCCAAAGUAUUGGCCUACAGGGUGUUGGAAUGCUGCUUGAAGGAAUUUUUGGUGCUGCUGUUGGUACAACUGCAUCCGUUGAAAAUGUUGGCCUCCUUGGAUUGACACACAUAGGGAGCAGGAGAGUGGUGCAGAUUUCAACUGCUUUCAUGUUCUUCUUCUCUAUAUUUGGGAAGUUUGGUGCUUUCUUUGCAUCUAUUCCUUCGCCGAUAUUUGCUGCCAUAUACUGCGUGUUAUUUGGGAUUGUUGCUGCUGUUGGGAUCACGUUCAUGCAAUUUGCAAAUAAUAAUUCCUUGAGAAACAUCUAUGUUUUGGGUCUUUCCCUGUUUCUUGGGAUAUCAAUACCUCAAUACUUUAUCAGUAACACGACUCCAAACGGUGUCGGACCAGUUAGAACAGAUGGAAUAUGGUUUGAUGACAUAGUGAACACGAUCUUCUCAUCGAGCCCGACAGUGGCAAUAAUUGUCGGGACGCUGCUCGAUAACACACUUGACGCCAAGCACUCAGCUGCUGACAGAGGGCUUGCAUGGUGGAGACCCUUCCAAAGCCGGAAGGGAGAUUCUAGAAAUGAGGAAUUUUACAGUCUACCUGUUAGGAUACGCGAGUACAUUCCCAGCAGAUAUCUGUGAAUGUAGUACAUAACAUGUGUAUAUUUGUUGUGUUUAUGUGCAUGACAUUGAGGCUUGUUAUUAAUUAUAUAUAUAACCAUACGCCCCUUGAUUUUUUUUCUUUC